Molecule: messenger RNA, 486 nt
Organism: Cooperia oncophora
Lineage: Eukaryota; Metazoa; Nematoda; Chromadorea; Rhabditida; Trichostrongylidae
Source: the annotation of a GenBank genome assembly
AUGAUGGAUUUCCAAGUCACAGUCGCACCACCGUCAAAGCCUCGUGAGAAUCCAUUCGGCUCCAUCUUCCGAUCGAAGAGACAGGCCGGUCUUCCUUCUUACUGCCAGUGCACGACUCCAACGGUCAACUGCCCACCUGGACCUCCUGGACCUCCUGGACGACCUGGAGCACCUGGACAGCCCGGAUCACCUGGCCAACCUGGUAACGACUGCCCAGCUGGUCCUCCAGGACCACCCGGACCGAGUGGAGCUCCUGGAAACAAAGGACCUAAUGGCAACCCAGGACGUCCUGGAGGUCCCGGAAAUGAUGGUGGUCCAGGUCCAGCUGGACCUCCCGGAGAUGCUGGAGCACCAGGAAAUCCUGGAUCUCCUGGACAGCCUGGACAGCCUGGAAGUCCUGGUACAACUGGAAGAGGAACUCCUGGACUUCCAGGACCUGCUGGACCAACUGGAGCUCCAGGAAAGAGCUGGAGGACGCGGAAAUGA